Molecule: messenger RNA, 953 nt
Organism: Ricinus communis (castor bean)
Lineage: Eukaryota; Viridiplantae; Streptophyta; Magnoliopsida; Malpighiales; Euphorbiaceae
Product: probable glutathione S-transferase
Exons: 2
Coding region: 9-683 (224 amino acids)
Biological process (GO): glutathione metabolic process
Cellular component (GO): cytoplasm
Molecular function (GO): glutathione transferase activity
Source: RefSeq, a predicted model, not a curated record
AGUAUCAUAUGAUUGCAAAUCAACUUAUCAUCAUGGGAGAAGAAGUGAAGCUCUUCAACACAAGUCCAAGCCCUUUUGGUUUGAGGGUGGUUUGGGCACUGAAGCUUAAGGGCAUUCGAUAUGAGUCAAUUGAAGAAGAUCUCUCUAACAAGAGCCCUUUACUCCUUCAAUAUAAUCCCAUUUACAAGAAAGUUCCAGUGCUCGUGCAUGAUGGAAAACCUGUUGUAGAAUCACUCAUCAUUCUUGAAUACAUUGAAGAAACAUGGCAGCAGAGUCCUUUAUUGCCUGCUCAUCCUUAUCAGAGAGCCAUGGCACACUUUUGGGCAAAAUUCGGUGAUGAUAAGGUUCUUCCGUCAAUAUGGUAUGUAUUUAUCAAGAAAGGUAAAGAGCAAGAGGAUGCUAUUCCUGAAGCCCUGGAAAACUUGAAAAUCUUAGAGGAAGAAUUGAGAGGAAAGAAGUUCUUUGGGGGAGAAAAAAUUGGAUUCGUAGAUCUUGCAUUUGGUUGGCUAGCUAACACUCUAAGUGUAUUGGAGGAAGUUGUUGGGCUCAAACUAAUUGAUGAAAUGAAGUUCCCAUUGUUGGCAGGGUGGAUGAUAGAAUUCUCAGACUCACCUGUGAUCAAAGAGAGCUGGCCACCCAGAGAUGUACUCAUCUCCUUAUGCAGUGCUUAUCUUAAGAAUUAGAAAGUUGGAGCUCUAAAGUUCUUAGAGCAACUUUUUCUUUUUUAUGUCUGUGAAAACUAAAAUAAUAUUAUUGAUUGCCUUGAUUGGAGUUCCAAAACUCGAGACCUUAUCAUUUUAUACCAAUUAAAGAUACAAGUGUAUAUGUAAUAAUUGUAUCAGCUAGGUAUAUGAUUGAGCUACAACUGUGUGUACAGUAUUUAUAUACCUAAUUGGUAGAUAAUUAUGCUUCAAUUUCUUUUAAAUAUUGUGCCAAUUAGGAUUCUUGUUGGA